AUGCAUCCUGUCUCGCUGUGGGUGGCAGCUGCCGUGGUGGGUGUGCUCAGAGGAGCAGCCAGCGAGUGCUGGGAGCACCCAAGCUGCCAGGACCUCAACUCUAAGAGCAGAUUGAUGGAAUGCAUCCAGCUCUGUGGAUCGGACUCGUCCAUCAUUCCCAACGACAUCCACCCCAGGCAUCCUCCUUCAUCAGACCCUCUGUCCGCUUCCCCCUAUUCCUCUGUCUCCUCCUCACCCGAGGCCAGGCGCUCCUACUCCAUGGAGCAUUUCCGCUGGGGGAAACCUGUCGGGCGAAAGCGCCGCCCCAUCAAAAUCUACACCACCAACAGCGUGGAGGAGUCAGCCGAGCUUUUCCCGGGAGGGGUCGUGAGGCGGGAGCUUUCUAGAGAGAUGUCAAGAGCUAAAGAUGAGGAUGACAACGAAGCAAGGGAGGAGAUGGAAACAAGGCUGGGCCAUGUUCAGGAGAAAACGAAUGGCACGUACAAGAUGAAGCACUUCCGCUGGGGCGGCCCGGCCGAAGGCAAACGCUACGGCGGCUUCAUGAAGAGUUCAAGCGAGCGCAGCCAGAGGCCACUGCUCACACUCUUCAAAAACGUCAUCAGCAAAGUGGCACCAGUGGAGAAAUGA
This is a messenger RNA of Menidia menidia (Atlantic silverside), 627 nucleotides long. The record is from the annotation of a GenBank genome assembly. Lineage: Eukaryota; Metazoa; Chordata; Actinopteri; Atheriniformes; Atherinopsidae.